Branchiostoma floridae (Florida lancelet) is the source of this 1555-nucleotide messenger RNA. RefSeq lists its product as uncharacterized. The transcript is spliced from 11 exons. Gene Ontology annotation, molecular function: chitin binding. Lineage: Eukaryota; Metazoa; Chordata; Leptocardii; Amphioxiformes; Branchiostomatidae. The record is from RefSeq and is a predicted model, not a curated record. Bases 14 to 1486 code for a protein of 490 amino acids.
UAGAGAAGACAACAUGGGAGUUAUUGCUGUCACAUUCCUUGCCCUUGGAUGUGCGGCACUUCUUUCUGCUUCAAGUUCAGCUGAGACGAACCAGAAGCAGGCGGAAGCGGUCCACCUACUGGAGAACAGACUUCUUCAGAUCCUUGAAGAACUGGAUGACAAGACGCAGCAACAAGACGUUGAUGAGAGGGUGGAUACCGGAGGAGAAGAAGAUGCUCUUAGUAUCCGCGGACAACCUGAAGACGUACUAACCAGGAAGCAAGGCUGUGAAGGACAUCAGACAGGAGACCAGUGGGGGUCAUCUGAUCAUGGCAACUGCAUCUGUGAAGCACCAGACCGUCUCUGCUAUCAUGUUGACUGUCUUCUUGGUUCUAAGAUCGCCAAGGACUCCAAUGAUCUCUGGGCCUGUGAAGUUGUUUCCUCCAAAAGAGGCAUUACAGGAUCAGCCGUAGCGAUGGAUAAGGGAAUGGAGCAGUUUACUGGACGCGAAAUAUUCAGCAUCGCUACUGGUGUCUUUGGCGUUGUGUCAGCCAUAGUCGGCUUCACUGUCGACCGCAUCGAGUCUGCACAAACAACGGAUCAGCUUAACGAGAUACAAGAUCAGAUUCGGCAGCUGGACAGGAAGGUGGACGAGUUGGCACAAAGUGUCAGUGAUCUACAGCUGGGACAGGAGUACCUUCAACAAGUCAUUCUGUACGGCAGGGACGAAAUGCGACUGAGGAACAUGCUGGAUACGCAAGCCAAAAUGCAGAUCAGCAACGGACUGUACGAACUACCUGGCAAGAACGUUCAAGCUUGGGCAGACAGUGUCCUCAGUCACGGUUCAGAUGGAGUAGAUCAGGUAUUGUACAAUCUACUGGAUAUGGUGAAACCCCACUCAGGAGUCUUUGGAGGAAAAUCUCUAAUGGAAAUAUGUCACCUGCGACUCAUCAACGGGGACAAUCGGGACAAGUAUACCGAGAAGAUGCAACAGAAAGCGGCGCAGAUCUAUGGGCUCAUUGGAGGUGGUUAUUCUGUGUGGAUCACAGCUCUGCGAAUCAAGGGGCGUGCAAGUGACAUCCCAGCCAAGACAGAAGAGAUGAAAAGCGAGCUUAACACUGUGGGAACAUCCCUGCUAGAAUAUACCAAACCGAAGAACUGGCGCACAGAUUGGCAUUGUGGGUCGGCCUAUCCUGCAGACAACGGAGAAGCUGCUAAAUGCCACCCUGAUAGCAAAUUCCCAUGCUGCUCCCCACACAACUGGUGCGGCAACACUGCAGACCACUGUAGCUGUUCUGGAUGUGUCGACUACCGGGCCCCGCAGGGGAAAGGGUCGUGGCGCGCUGAUUUGCGUUGUGGUGCGGGCUUCCCGGCACCGAACGGACAGCCUGCUCAAUGUGACCCUGACGGCAAGUACCCAUGCUGCGCCCCAAGCAAGUGGUGUGGCAACACUGUGGCCCACUGUGACUGCAAUGAUUGUGUCGACUACUCAUCCUUGGGUCUGUAAUUGGCCCCUCUCUCUCUCUGUCUCUCUCUAUCUCUCUCUUUUUCUCUCUGUCUCUCUCUCUGCCUCUCU